Messenger RNA from Schistosoma spindalis, 1148 nucleotides. The record is from the annotation of a GenBank genome assembly. NCBI's taxonomy places the organism in Eukaryota, Metazoa, Platyhelminthes, Trematoda, Strigeidida, Schistosomatidae.
AUGUCUCGCAAAAUUUCUAACCUAAAUGUAGUCGAACUUGAAGAACCAUCCAAGUACAUUAAGCCAUACCGAAUGAACUUUAUCCAGGAUGGUCGGCGACGCACAUGGGAUGGUAUUCUAGCACAUGAUAGUGUUUCAAUACUUCUGUAUCAUUCUGAGAAAAAGUCAUUACUUUUCGUAAAGCAGUUUCGCCCAGUUGUAUACUAUUCAAAGUUGAGAAAACUUGGAAUUAUCCGAAGUGUAACAGAUGGUCCAGUUAAAAGCAGUGAGAAUAAUCUUCCAUCUAGCGAAAUCGGGGAAACAUUAGAACUAUGUGCUGGAAUAAUCGAUGGAGUCCAAAAAAAUCCAAAAUUAUAUGCUGUUCAAGAGGUUUUGGAAGAAUGUGGCUAUAAAAUCAAUGAAGAUUCCUUACAUUUAAUCAAUUCGUUUUAUUCAAGUGUUGGAUUAGCAGGCACUGAAGUAACUUUAUACUAUGCUGAAGUGCAUGAAAAUCAGAAAGUUCCUAACGCUGGUGGUGGAUUACAUGAAGAAGAUGAAUAUAUUGAAGUGAUAGAAUGGCCUAUUUCACGAAUUGAAGAACUAUUUCAAUAUGGUACCGAUAGUACUCAACAACCUACUUCAUUGUCAUUAUUGUAUGCCAUAAUGUGGUUCAAACAGAAUAUUCUGCCUUCUUUACUUUUAGAAAGUUAGUUUUUUAUUGGCCGAAAUUAGAUUCGUAUAUGUGAAGGAAGGUAGAGGUUUAUAAACAAAUAGAUUUAUUUUAGUCACUUCACAUUAUAAAGGUGUCUUACUGUUUCUUAGUUGUUUGAUUCUGGUAAAACUUGAAAUUAUCAUCUUUCAUCGUAUGAAUUAACCAAAAAUGCACUUUUUUAUUCUUUCAAUUAUAAAAAGUACUACCGAUCAAAUUAAAACUAUUUCCAUCUUUUUGUAGAAAUUCAGUAGGUUUGACGAAAAUUCUAUAAUCUUGUGUUUUCUCUUGCAAAUACUUUCAAAAGACGAUUUUUAGUCAAUGUUAACAACUAUUUGUUUCUUCUUUAUGCAAUGUAAUACUUUUAAAACAUCCGAUCAAAUUUAGCUAAAUAGGAUUUCCUUUUCUAGAAAACUUUCCAUUUUCAAGUUCUUAAAAAGUGUACUCCAAGGUAAGUCUG